UUUAGUCCUGCCAGAGCACAGUAGUGCAACAUCAACGGAAGACGGGAUAAAGACGCUCUGAGCGAGGGACAAGGAAAACAGAGGAAUACACUUCUGAUGGAAAAACAAAGAGGGGAUGGAAUGAAAAAAAGCAUCCUACUGCUGUUGGUUAUCCUGUUUCAUCCCAUUUCUGUUGGAGAAUUCCAUAAGCAAAGAAACAGAGAAAACACAUACAUGUGAUAUAUAUAUACAAUUUCUAUACAUAUAUAUCAAAUUAUGCCUGUUUUCACAGAAGCUGCUUUUGGGGAAGGACUGUGUUGAGGUCCCUUGCAUAACAAUUGGAAGACUGCUUUAAUGUGCAGCAUUUGGUAAAACUGUUGCAUAUUAAUGCUUUUUGCAAAUGAGCGUGAUAAAARACCACAAACAACACAAACAGCUUUGCUGCAGUCCCAUUUUUGAAGGCUUCUUGAAAACAGGAUUUUGCAUUGCCUUUUGUUGUCGCCUCUCCAGUUAUUUUGCCCUUGGAACAGGCUGGGGAGUUGAGGCUUGGGUGUGUUGAAUGCAUGGACCGCAUUCCACAGGCUCAGUAAUACCUUCCUGUAUUCCUAGCAGUAACACGGCAGACAGCCUGCUCUUUAGUUGUGUCUGAAAGAGGGAGAGGGUAAGUGAGGAAGACAGAAGAAAGCAGAGAGCAAGAAACAACAAAAAGCAGCAGAGAGGGAUUAUGGAGUCUUGGUAAAAAAACGAAGACAAGGAAAACAAGGAAGGGACCAAAACAAAUAAAGCAACUAACGAUCGACCACAGUAAAGAAGUGGGACACUAUGCAGAAAUGUAAUUACACCGCAUGUUCGCUCAAAAGUGAGCUUCUCAUAAAUGUAGACUAGGGAGGACUGGACUAGACUCCACAGGCUGGGGGGAUUUUUCAGCACGCUGCCCUUGUCAUUCCCCUAUCCCCUGCUUGGUAGCACUUGUGGGGUUCUAGUUGUCUGGCAGCAGAGCUGUAUUGGUGACCCCAUCUUUUUAGAAUCCCUCUCAGGUGUGGUGUGGAGGCGAUCCGACAGCACCAAGAGAAACCCACAACAACAGAGAGUGACUGGACCCCCAUCCCUCUAAACCCAUUAAGCCAAACUGACACUGACGGAGUGCUGUCGCCUAUGGAUUUGAAUGUGUGUGUCUGUGUCUGUGAGAGUGUGUGCAUGUGUGCGUGAGUGUGAGCGUGUGUGAUAAAGGCUGCCUGCCUCAGGUGCUGAGGACUGCUUUUAAAUCUGGACUAAAUCAUAAUUUCAGUUUUGAUCUCAUAGGACAAUAUUGAAGAACUGCAGGCUGUGCUUUCGCUAGAAGAGGUGGAAACAAAAACCAACAUACCUUUUUUUCUGGCAUAAUAUAAUAUUGAAGACCAAUUGUAGAAUAACAUCUAACUGGAAUUGUACAUCUGGAAAGGAAAGGAAUGAGAGCAUCAUGUUCCACUUAGCAAAGGGAUUAAAAAUGGCUACAAGAAAAAUAACAAAGAAUCAAAUGAACAUUCAGGUGGAGACCAGGCAGUUGCUAGAGGCAAGAGAAUCUGAGAGGUGAAUAUCAACAACUCCCAUAUUUAUAGAUUAUGACAAGUGGAUUAUCUAGAAGUUCCAGUGCUUUGCUGUUUCCCCCUCUUCAGCAUUGAUUAAUGCUUGGCAGGGCAAUUAUCAAAAUCUGUGUGUCCCUCUCCUAAAUGAAGACGUUUACAGAAAGGAGCUUGGAUCCUUGAGGAAUCUGCUUUUCCGCUGGCKCUGUUGGGAUUCCAAAUCUCUCUGGUUUACAGAUAACACUUUUCCUAUUGGGGGGAGAUUUUUUUUAAAUGCCACGGGCCAGUUCAUUUCUGGGUGACACCUCCUAAACUGGAGGUGCUCCAGAUUUCAAAUCACAUCUGCUAUUGACAUUUGGCAGAAAAGGGCGGUAUUUUUGCAACGCUGCCAGAACUGUGUGUCUGGAGUCUGGGACUGAAUCACUGGAGACUCAUUCGUGAGGAGCAGGUUGAGAUUCGAGGUUAGUUUGUUUCACUUACUUGCUCAUCCCCCUUCUUGAUGGCAAUUUAUUACUUCACACUGAGCCCCCUGUAACUGAGUGCAGUUAUAACUCUCAGCAAGGUAAUUGAAAGCUCUUAUUCUUUCAGGCAGCUGCUAUGAAUAUAGGCUAAUCCAUAAGCUCUCAACUCCUUUUCAAAUCUAUAGUGUGUGAAAUACCUAAAAGGCUAUUUUUCCAUGUCAGUUUUUUUGGGCCAGUAAGAAGCCUGCGUUUCUGAAGUUGGUGUUUAUUGGCCUGCACCAGCUUUGAGACACUUCAGCAACUGAACAGAAGCAGCAUCCACAGGUAUCAAACAUGGCUGCCCAUUCUGUGCUCAUCUGCCUCGCCUUCAGCUUUCUGCUGGGCUUCACUUCACURGGCCAGAACWCUAGRGAGGCUGGGGCCGAUGCCCAGGCCACCAACCAGACGGCAGCCACCUCUGAUUCUCCGGAGGCUACGCUGGYCACUCCGGURGCRGAGGACCAGACCAUCCCAAUGAUAGGCAGCCGCUGCCGGGGCUACUAYGACGUCAUGGGCCAAUGGGACCCACCGUUCAACUGCAACGCGGGCGUCUACCUGUUCUGCUGCGGCUCCUGCUUUUACCGCUUCUGCUGCCAGUUCAAGGUGCACAGCCUGGAGCAGGAGUCCUGCUCCAACUACGACACGCCCGUCUGGGCCAACACCGGCAAGCCGGCGGCCCCCGUCACUGAGGUGCAGGAGGAGCCCGACCGAGACCGCACCCACAUGAUCGUCUACAUCAUCUGUGGCGUGGUGGCCAUCAUGGUGCUGGUGGGCAUCUUCACCAAGYUGGGCCUGGAGAAGAGCAGAGGUGGCCAGACAGACAUGACCAACUCUAGGGCCUUGACAGAGUUGUUGAAGCAGCCCGGAGAGGUGGGCGGAGUGGACGGUACCGGGGGUCAUCACCCCAUAGGGACCAAUGGGAUCUCUGGCAGGUCACUGCGCAGCAACAACGAUCACAACCACCUGAAUAACGCUGCCCUCUCACCCCUGGGUCCAGCGAUGGCGCUCUCCCACCCUCACAACAACCUUGGCCUGGGCUUUAACAAGUGCGCCUCCCUCAAGGCUGUGG
Salvelinus sp. IW2-2015 is the source of this 3110-nucleotide messenger RNA. RefSeq names its product protein shisa-9. Gene Ontology annotation, cellular component: postsynaptic membrane; postsynaptic density; AMPA glutamate receptor complex. The record is from RefSeq and is a predicted model, not a curated record. Lineage: Eukaryota; Metazoa; Chordata; Actinopteri; Salmoniformes; Salmonidae. Gene Ontology annotation, biological process: regulation of AMPA receptor activity; regulation of short-term neuronal synaptic plasticity.